AUGGAGGAAGUUUCUAAUUUAUGCUCAAGCUCAAGCUCAAGCUCAGAUGGUGAAGAAGAUGAGAACGGAGAAGAGUGUCAUUGGUUUAUAAAUACUGUCAUUGAUGAUGAUGUUGAAAUAUUUUGGGAAUGUAUAAUUUGGUAUGUUGUAUCUGACUGGUUGGAUGCUAAUGACGAUGACAUUCUAGUACCGUGUGGGGAUGCAGAAUUGGGGAACUUUGAUGAAGUGGGAAACUUAGGAGAUGAAAGUUUAUGUCGUACACCAUCGGAGAAAAUUUUGAAUUGUGAGGGCAAGGGUGUAGUGGAAGAGGAAGUUCUGGCUACCCCUGUAGUUGGUAUGACCUUUUCAUCAUGGGAUAGGGCUGAUGAACAUUUUAGGAAAUACGGAAAGCAAUGUGGUUUUGGGGUUGUUCGUGCUUAUGGUAAUUACAGUCGCAAAGCUGGUGAGAAGAGGACCUUGAGGAGCUAUGUUUGGAAGUGUGAAUGUGGAGGCGAACCAGAUUUACGAUUCCGGACGAAGGGGGUGAAAGCUAAGGGGGCGAUGAUUACCGCCCCUGGUGUCCUUGACAAGAGGACUAGUAAGUCAAAAAAGUGUGGAUGCCCUGUUCAUAUGUAUGCGGUGGCAGACACUUCUGGAACUUGGGAAGUAAGGAAAGCAGUUGUUGAACACUUGAAUCACAAGCCAACGCCCCUUAAGUCUCGAUAUAUCUCAAUGUAUAGGAGAGAUAAUAUUACUUCUAUUGUGAGGAGGAGGUUAUUCAAUGGUGUUGGUGGUGGUUCCAAGAUCAGUAACAUUCACAGGAGCUUAGCUAAAGAGAGAAAUGGUGUAGAAAAUAUGUCUAUAAGUGUGAAGGAAUUGAGGAACAUAGUGGCGAAGGAAAAGAGGCUCAAGAUGAGAGGUGGGGAUGCGAAAGCCAUAUUUGAUUAUUUCGAUAAGAUGACUGCCGGAAACCAGAAUUUUUUCCAUCGUUAUAGAUUAAAUUCUAAGAAUCGCUUGACUGAUGUUAUGUGGGUUGAUGCAAGGAGUAGAGUAGCCUACCAAGACUUUGGGGAUGUAGUAUGUUUUGACUCCACAUAUGUCACAAACAAUUAUGAGCUUCCAUUUUCUAAUUUUGUGGGAGUCAAUCAUCAUGGGCAGACUAUUUUGCUUGGUUGUGCACUAGUGUCUCAUGCAGACACUGAAACAUUUGUUUGGUUGUUCAAAACUUGGCUCCAUUGUAUGGGGGGCAAAGCUCCUAUUAGUUUUUUGACUGAUCAAUGUGCAGCAAUGAGGGCGGCUCUUGAAAUAGCUAUGCCUAUGCCAACCACUAAGCAUCGAUGGUGCUUGUGGCACAUACUUCAAAAAUUUGGCAAAAAGUUGGGCAACUAUGCAAAAUAUUCGGAGUUCAAAGUUGUGUUACAUAACGUGAUUUAUGAUUGUUUAACAGAAGCAGAGUUUGAGGUGAAUUGGACUUCUUCUAUAGAGUUAUAUGGACUUGGUGAAGACGAUUGGUUAAGUGGUACGUCUGUCAUCCUUUUAUCUCAUUUAAAGGUAGAUGGUGUUUAUAGUUAUGUAAUCAUAAGAAAUGUUCACUGUGUUGUCAAAAUACUUCCAUCUAAUCUGUUAUUUCAGUUUGCAGAGAGCUACAUUGAUGCUAUGGAACACAGAGUUAAUACUGAGAAACAAGCUGAUGCCGACACAUCCAUUAAUGUUAGGGAUCGGGUAACUGGUUUUCCAGCAGAAAGAGUAUUUCAAAAGUUGUACACAGAUGCGAAGUUUUUGGAGGUUCAAGUUCAAUGCAUGAGAGUAUUAUAUAUCCAAUGGCUUAGAAGAGAUAAGUUGUUAGAAAUUGAAAUGGAACACCAUUUGGAAGACAGGGUAUGGAUUUACAUAAAGGAAAUUAGGAAGGAGAUUGUAACCGAUAAGAGGAGAAUUAACAUACACAGUGCGAUUGAAUAUCGAGACCAAACAAGCUUGUUGUGA
Molecule: messenger RNA, 1962 nt
Organism: Spinacia oleracea (spinach)
Lineage: Eukaryota; Viridiplantae; Streptophyta; Magnoliopsida; Caryophyllales; Amaranthaceae
Product: protein FAR1-RELATED SEQUENCE 5-like
Exons: 4
Coding region: 1-1962 (653 amino acids)
Source: RefSeq, a predicted model, not a curated record